Molecule: messenger RNA, 1471 nt
Organism: Paramacrobiotus metropolitanus
Lineage: Eukaryota; Metazoa; Tardigrada; Eutardigrada; Parachela; Macrobiotidae
Exons: 3
Coding region: 82-1323 (413 amino acids)
Source: RefSeq, a predicted model, not a curated record
CCCAGUUAUUUUGGUUAGUGAAAUUUUUUCGGGAGAAAAAUGCGCUGUUUUAUCCUUGUUCUGGCUGCUAAGUUUUAGUGCAUGAAUGCAUCAUUUUUCCUGUGUAUAUUUAAAAUUUUAUUCUCCUGUUCAUCGCGCAUAACCGCCAUAAUGAGCAAAUCUCUCGCGCUGCAACUGAUGGAAAGCUACGUGCAGCGUACAGGCGCUGUCGCCAGCGCAACCACCCCGGGGCUCCCGCGCUAUCUCUGGACGGACUCCUUCGCUGUCAUGAACUUCCUCGCUCUGCAGAAACCGGAUUCAGCCCAGGCUAUUAUCCAGCAUGUGCACCAAGUCCUUGCGCGUCAGCGUUCCGAGAAAUAUCCGGAAAAAUAUUUGGAUGGCGCCAGCGACGAUCAUCCUACGCUGGGAGGCCUUCGUAUCGGGAAGAAGCUGGACGAGCGCCAGCCAUCGGACCCAUACGACCGCGACUUGGAAUGGGACCGCGACGGUCAGUACUUCCACUACCUGACCAAAUGGAUGUGGGCGCUGGACCACGCCGCCCGCUGCCUCCACCAACCCACCCUCAACCUAUGGGCCCGGGAACUGGCCGCCACCGCCCACCGGAAAUUUACCUACGGCGCCCGGCAGAAACGGAUGUACUGGAAGAUGAGCGUUGAUCUCUCGCGACCGUUAGUCGAAUCCCAAGGCCACCACGAUCCCCUGGACGGGCUGAUCACCGCCAUGCAGCUGCAGGAGACGGCGCGGGAGGUGGGUGGGCAGGCGACCGGCCCGGAGUUGGAGGAGGUGGUGCGGGAUUAUCUGGAGAUGGUGCAGGAUGGGCAGUUCACUACAACGGAUGCGUUGGGGCUGGGUGGGUUGUUGGUGGAUGCGGGACGCGUGGAGGAGCUGAUACGCCGAGGACGACAGGAGAUUUCCGCCGGCACAUCGCAACUGCGCAUCGCCACCACCUCCGCCUUACUGGACCGCCUCUUAUCGUGCUCCCUAUCCGGUCUGAAAGCGUUCGCCCACUGCGAGUUCGACGAGAAGGAAUCGGCCAAUUACCGCUUGGCGUUCCGGGAACUGGGUCUGGCCAUCGGGAUGAACGUCGUGAAGGCGCUGUGGGAAGAACCGCAGUUUGCCGGCAGCGAUGCGGCCAAGAAGGCCCUGAACGAUAUCGCCGCUUUCGAUUACGUUCGCGAGAAGAUCGUCGGGUUCUGGACGCAGGACGUCAACCGGAAGGGGAAGACGUACACGGAGCACCGGGAUAUCAAUGACGUCAUGCUGGCCACGGCCAUGCUCGACGGGGUCGUCGCGGCAUCGCAGCCGAAACGGGAGGAACUGUGACGCUGUUCUCGUGGAUUUUUGUAUAUCAUUUCUAUACAGGCUUUUGUUUGCAGACCACUUUGCAAGCGCUGCAAGGUGGUCAGGUACUUUUGAUGUGACGAUCGUAUAGUUUCAAAAUAAAAAAGCCAGGAUUUUCUAGUAUUUUUAC